This is a messenger RNA of Microthlaspi erraticum, 288 nucleotides long. NCBI's taxonomy places the organism in Eukaryota, Viridiplantae, Streptophyta, Magnoliopsida, Brassicales, Brassicaceae. The record is from the annotation of a GenBank genome assembly.
AUGGCUUUGGUGAGGAGUCUUUUAGGCGCAAAGAAGAUUCUUGGUGGAUCUUUAGCAGGAACCAGGAAAGCAAAUUCAGCACCAAAAGGGUUUCUUGCGGUGUACGUCGGAGAGAGACAAGAGAAGCAGAGAUACAUUGUACCAGUCUCAUACUUGAGCCAACCUUCCUUUCAGGCUCUUCUAAGUAAAUCCGAAGAAGAGUUUGGGUUUAAUCAUCCGAUGGGCGGCUUGACGAUCCCUUGCCCUGUAGAUAUCUUUAUUGGCAUUACUUCUCAGCUCCAAAGAUGA